Epinephelus lanceolatus (giant grouper) is the source of this 1707-nucleotide messenger RNA. RefSeq names its product arylalkylamine N-acetyltransferase 1 (gene aanat1). Gene Ontology annotation, cellular component: cytoplasm. The record is from RefSeq and is a predicted model, not a curated record. NCBI's taxonomy places the organism in Eukaryota, Metazoa, Chordata, Actinopteri, Perciformes, Serranidae. Gene Ontology annotation, biological process: circadian rhythm; response to light stimulus. Gene Ontology annotation, molecular function: aralkylamine N-acetyltransferase activity.
UGUUACGCACGGAUCAAGCUUUCAGGCGACGACGUUCCCACGAGCAGAAGAAAAGUCAGACAGUCUCCUUUGCUUUACUUUACACGCUUUUUGGGAAAAAAUGUCGGUAGUGAGCGCAGUGCCAUUCAUGAAGCCGCUUCACAUGCGCUCUCCGGUGCCACGGGGCCGCCGCCACACGCUGCCGGCCAGCGAGUUCCGCUCCCUCAGCCCGGAGGAUGCCAUCAGUGUGUUUGAGAUUGAGAGAGAAGCCUUCAUCUCAGUGUCCGGCGAGUGUCCUCUCCACCUGGACGAGGUGCGUCACUUCCUCACCCUGUGCCCUGAGCUGUCUCUUGGCUGGUUCGAGGAGGGACGUCUGGUGGCUUUCAUCAUCGGCUCACUGUGGGACCAGGAGAGGCUUACCACGGAUGCCCUCACUCUCCACAAGCCACACGGGACCACCGUCCACAUCCACGUCCUGGCUGUGCACCGGACCUUCCGUCAGCAGGGCAAAGGCUCCAUCCUGAUGUGGCGCUACCUGCAGUACCUCCGCUGCCUGCCCUACGUCCGCCGCGCCGUGCUCAUGUGUGAAGACUUCCUGAUUCCAUUCUACAGGAAGUCUGGUUUCAAGGUGCAGGGCCCCAGUGAGAUCACAGUGGGGCCCCUCGCCUUCAUUGAGAUGGUUUACCCAGUCAGGGGCCACGCCUUCAUGCGUCGCAACAGUGGUUGUUGAGGACAGAAGGACUUAAUGUGGAUUCUGGAUUCUAUCAGCGGUGGUGGGACCCCCGUCCACUAUUGGAUACAGAAUUAAGGGGAAGGUCUGAGCGGCUUUGCUGUACGUGAGCGCUCGGCGCAGCAUUUGGAAUCAUCAUCUGUGAAUGAGACUUGUUCAGCAGGUGGUGAGGUGUGCAUUCUGCCUGUGAGUCUGCAGACAGCGGAGAACAAAGAGCUGCCGUCCAGCUGCCUACAACAGCUGUCUGGAAGAGUGGUGGAAAACUUCUUAUAUAUACACGAUCUGCAGUUUAAUGCCAGUUUAAGAAAAAAAUCGUUAGAGCAGAGCCUGGAAGAAUGUAAUAAGUUAUUACAAAUUAUUAUUUGUUUAAAAAUAUUUUUAUUUCAUGAAUGUAUUAUUGUAUUCAAUAGAACGCAGCUGCCUUGUUUCUGUCUUUGCCCUCUGUCUUAUAUUUGUUAUUUAACCACUUGAACAUGGUUUCUGGCUCAUUGUGAAGCCAACGUGAAAUUUUCUUUAGACAUUAAAAGCAGUAUCUGCCCGUUAUGAAUGUAUUCAGUCCUGUAUAGGUUUGUGUUAACAACAUGCCUUUAACAGCAGCAUUAGAAGAUUACUAUUUAUGUUACACUGUUUAUAAUUCUGAUGACAGAACGACUGUGAAGUAAUGAGCCAAAUUAAAGCGCUAACCUUCAAAAACUGUGGAAUAAAAAUACAAAGGGAGGGAUAUCAGCAAUCAAACAUCAGAUAAUAGGUCAAUAUAUUAACUUGAACAAACAUGUCUGUCUUCAUCAGUGUUGUAUGUAGACAUAUAAUCACAAAUACAGUUGUUUAUUUAGUAUAUAUAUAUAUCCUAAAUAUUUGUUCUGUCAAAAUGUCUCCUUGAUAGUCUCCUGUUGCCUUUCUCCUUGUAGACAGUCACCACCUCUGCCUCCCAAAGUCUUUAAUCAAGACCAAUGUUUUUUUUGUUUGUUUUUUUUAAACAAUGUUUUGUCCUUCAAAUA